AUGUUAUCCGAUGAUGUUUAUAAUGUGUCAACCAAGGUGAUUUCAAUAAUAGUUUCACCAUGGAUAAUUAUAUUGAUUUCUUCAAUGUUUAUAUUUUCGCUUUAUGUAUUUUAUUAUCGUCCGAGACUUUACUAUUCAUAUCCAUCAUAUCCUUCAUCCCCAGCUAUAUAUUUUCUACCUCCUUGGAAAAGAAUUAGGGAUUUUAAUCGAAAUCCUAUACAAUAUCUUUUAACCGCUGUUUCUAAAACCCCUCAUUCAGGAAUUAUUUGGAUUGAUGUGGUUAAACCGUAUACAUGUCUUUCAAUUAUAUUAUCGUUAGAGCCAUUUAUGGGGAGUCAAUUUUUGUCAAUAGGUGAAUCUGUGUUAUCUUGGGAUGCUGCUUUACGUCGAAAUUGGUCUCAUAUAUUUAAGGAUUCGAAGGAUCUAAACAAUAUGGAUAGUUUUGGCCGCCAUUCGCGUUUUUCUAAAGCAAGUAAUUUUUGUUUGUCUCAAGCAUUUUCUCCUUGUCGUACAAAUAUUGGAGGAUAUUAUUAUUCAUGCAUUGCAUCUGAAACACUGGUUGCUUUAAGUCAAAAUACAUCAGAUUCUGUAGAUUUAAAAGGUUUCAUUGAUAAUAUUGUUAUUAGAGCAUUAAUUUCUAUUUUUUUUGGUUCUUAUGAAUCUGAUUAUGAACAUAUAUUACGCCUUACUUGUACUAUUCAUAAAUCGUUAGAGAAAUCUCAUUCUUAUGAUUCCAAUGCUUUAAAAGCUAAGAAUGAAUUUGUAAAGGUUAUUUCAAGACUUUUAGUUAAACGAACUAAUGAUCCUGAAACAUAUUCGAAUGGUUCUGAUUAUGUUCAAUGGUUAUUAACUUAUAGAUCAGAAAGUGAAUUAUCUAUUGAUUCUACAAUGUUUCAUGCUAGUCUAUUUGAUUUUUCAGAUAAUAAUGACAUUAAUAUAGAAAAUCAAAAAAGUCAAAGUUUUUCGAAAAUUUUAAAAGUAGAUAUACCUAUUCAUCUUUUAGUUUCAUUAUUAUCUACAUGGAUUAUAUGCACUAAUACUAUUUUAUGGGUAAUUGUUAAUCAAUAUCGUAUUUCGGAAAAAGAAGUUCCUUUUGACCCAAAUCCACUCUUUCUUGUAAGGCGCGCACAAAAAGAUAUUUUAAUUGGCAAAUUUUUAGUUCCAAAAAAUACAUAUCUUUCUGUUUGUUCUUCUGUUAGCAGUCUCAGUAGUUUUUUUAUGAAUAGAUAUGUUUCUCAGAGAUUUUCUGUUAAUAGUUCUGAAAUUGAUUUAAGAUGUCAGUCUUUAGAUAAAUUAAAAAUGAUUAAUUCCAUAAAUCAAAGUCAAGGAAAUAUUUCACUUUUUUCUCAAAAUAAUGGAGACAGCGUACCAGAAAGUUCUAGUUCAUCUACAAAUUUUUUUCAGUCACGAGAAACGACUAUUUCUAAUUCUGCAUCUGAAAGUAAUCUUUCGGUAUCUAAUUUAAGAUAUAUUUCUGCUCCACUAAAAUAUCAUCAAAAUUUUAAUAGGGGAAUUAAAAAUAGAAUAUAUCCUCAUCAGCACUUAAUUAGGCUUAUUAUUACUACAGUAUUGAAUCAUGUGGCAUCAGCAGUUGUUAUUAAGGAUAAAAUUACUAAUGAGAAAUUGAAUGUAUAUUAUACUGCAAGACACUUAUGGUUUCCUAUUCCAUCUCGACCUAUUUUUGUUUCUAUAUUACCAGCUACUUUUGUAACAUCGGACAUCAAUCAAAAGCAUGAUACUUUUUUUUCAAAGUAA
Messenger RNA from Pneumocystis murina B123, 1755 nucleotides. RefSeq lists its product as hypothetical. Gene Ontology annotation, molecular function: heme binding; iron ion binding; monooxygenase activity. NCBI's taxonomy places the organism in Eukaryota, Fungi, Ascomycota, Pneumocystomycetes, Pneumocystales, Pneumocystaceae. The record is from RefSeq and is a predicted model, not a curated record. Bases 1 to 1755 code for a protein of 584 amino acids. The transcript is spliced from 2 exons.